Messenger RNA from Komagataella phaffii GS115, 390 nucleotides. RefSeq names its product Subunit of the heterohexameric cochaperone prefoldin complex. The record is from RefSeq and is a predicted model, not a curated record. Gene Ontology annotation, cellular component: cytoplasm; prefoldin complex. The transcript has 2 exons. NCBI's taxonomy places the organism in Eukaryota, Fungi, Ascomycota, Pichiomycetes, Pichiales, Pichiaceae. Bases 1 to 390 code for a protein of 129 amino acids. Gene Ontology annotation, biological process: protein folding.
AUGGAACUACUCCCCGAGGGACAAACGAAUAAGACAGAGGUUUCAUGGGAGGACCAACAAAGAAUCAAUGAGUUUUCAAAACUUAUCAAUCGAAAAGAUCAGUUUGAAGUGGAACUAGCUGAAUUAUCUCACGAGAAAGACUAUUUGGACGACCUUUCCUUGGAGAUUGAGCUACUGGAUGAUGACGAAAAAGUUAAUUACAAACUAGGAGACACUUUUGUGUUAUUGAGACACAGUUCUGUAGUGACACGAUUAGAAAACGACAACCUCGUGCUGGCUAACAAAAUGACGGCACUAGAAAAUAGUAUAGAGGUUACCCAGGAGAGAAUGAACGAACUGAAGAACCAACUUUACGCUAAAUUUGGCCAAUCAAUUAAUUUAGAUAGGUAG